Messenger RNA from Sinocyclocheilus anshuiensis, 832 nucleotides. Its product is annotated as calponin-2-like. The record is from RefSeq and is a predicted model, not a curated record. The transcript has 6 exons. Gene Ontology annotation, cellular component: focal adhesion; actin cytoskeleton. Lineage: Eukaryota; Metazoa; Chordata; Actinopteri; Cypriniformes; Cyprinidae. Gene Ontology annotation, biological process: actin filament organization; actomyosin structure organization. Bases 119 to 817 code for a protein of 232 amino acids. Gene Ontology annotation, molecular function: actin filament binding.
CUGGAUCUACUUAUGCUAAAAUAGUAAAGCAGACAAAACUAUCAAACUUUAUCCGAAGUCUUUCUUUCGGUCCCUGACAAUCUGUUUUGCAACUUUGGCUGCUCUUGUAGCUGACACAAUGUCUUCGCAGUUCAACAGAGGUCCAGCAUACGGGUUUUCAGCGGAAGUGAAAAGCAAGAUUGCACAGAAAUAUGACCCCCAGAAAGAGGAAGAGUUACGAAUUUGGAUCGAGGGCAUUACUGGGCGCUCAAUUGGAGAUGACUUUCAGAAAGGGUUAAAAAACGGUGUCAUACUCUGCGAGCUCAUAAACAAACUUCAGCCAGGGUCUGUGAAAAAGAUCAACCAAUCAUCCCAAAACUGGCAUCAGCUGGAGAACCUGACCAACUUCAUUAAAGCGAUCACCACCUACGGGCUCAAGCCUCACGAUAUUUUUGAAGCCAAUGAUCUGUUUGAGAACGGAAACAUGACACAGGUUCAGACCACCCUCCUGGCUCUUGCUGGCAUGGCUAAAACCAAGGGCAUCCACUCAAGUGUAGACAUUGGAGUGAAGUAUGCAGAGAGACAGGAGAGGGCAUUUGAUGAGGAGAAAAUGAAAGCCGGACAAUGUGUCAUUGGAUUACAGAUGGGAACAAAUAAAUGUGCAAGUCAAGCUGGAAUGAAUGCCUAUGGUACCAGAAGACACCUGUAUGAUCCCAAGUCACACAUUCUACCACCAAUGGACCAUUCAACCAUCAGUCUGCAGAUGGGCACCAACAAGGGUGCUAGCCAAGUAAGUACUAACCUCCCUGUGUCCUAUGAUAUUGCUUACUCAUUCUGAUCAGUGGUGUCAUUG